AGAGGAGAAGCGCUACACUUUCAUCUCUUCAAAAUGUCCGAAACAUUUAUACUUGGUCUUCUACUCUUAAUAUCUCCUCUUGUACUGCUGCUUCUGAGCAUCAAGAGAACAAAUUCAAACAAGCUCAAUCUCCCUCCAUGUCCACCAAAACUUCCCUUGAUAGGCAACCUCCACCAGCUCGGCUCGCUCCCUCAUCGUUCUCUCCGUUCCCUAGCAAACAAGCAUGGGCCUACCAUGCUUCUACAACUUGGUCAAGUUCCCACCCUCGUCGUCUCUUCACCAGAAAUCACGUGUGAGAUCAUGAAAACUAAAGAUAUCAUAUUUGCAAGUAGACCACCUUCAAAGAUCAUAGCGACUCUUCUUCAUGGAAGCGAUGACAUAGCAUUUGCACCCUAUGGAGAGUAUUGGAGGAAAGCAAGAAAGCUAUGUGUUACUCAUCUCUUGAGUACCAAGAUGGUCCAAUUUUUUCAACACGCACGAGAAGAAGAGGUAGAUUGUAUGAUGGCCAACAUAUAUGAAACAUCCCAAAAACAUGGUUAUGUGAAUAUGAGCAGCAUACUGAAUAUGUUUGCUACUAAUAUUGUCACUAGAGUUGUUUCCAACGACCUCUUUAGAGAUCAAGAAAAGAAAAGCAAUCUGCAUAUGCUUAUUGAGGAGAACUCUGCUCUCGUUGGGGCUUUUCAUCCUGCCGACUUCUUCCCACUGAUUGGAUGGCUUGAUAUCUUCAAUCUGGAUUGGAGGGCAAAGAGAAAUGCUAAGAGAUGGGAUAACAUUCUUGAGGUGGUUAUCAACAAUAAGGCUAAGCGGUUGAAGGAUGACGUUUCUCAUAACAACAAUAGAGAUUUUGUCGAAGUAUUGCUCUCACUUGAGAAUGACCCUAGUGUUGAUUUUACAUUUACAAGAGGAAACAUCAAAGCAAUACUAAUGGAUAUGUUUACUGCGGGAAUUGAUACAUCAUACAUCACACUUGAAUGGAGUAUGGCAGAACUCGUUCGCAAUCCAAAAGUCAUGAAGAAACUGCAAGAUGAGGUGAGAGGCAAAGCAAGAGGCAAAGACAUGAUCAGAGACGAAGAUUUGAGCAAGAUGAGCUAUUUAAAAUCAGUGAUAAAAGAGGUUAUGAGGCUGCAUCCUCCUGUUCCAUUGUUGCUCCCUCGAGUACUUACAGAAAGUAGUGAAUUAUCAGGUUAUAAAAUACCCAAGAAUACAAGAAUCGUCAUCAACGCUUGGGCGCUUGCAAGAGACCCCAAGUGUUGGGAAGUACCUGAUGAAUUCAGACCUGAAAGAUUCAUGGACAGUUUGAUAGAUUUCAAAGGAAACGAUUUCCAGUUCAUUCCAUUUGGUGCAGGUCGGAGAAUUUGCCCGGGCAUGAACUUUGCAAUGCACAACAUAGAGCUUGCACUCGCGAAUCUUGUGAACAGGUUUGAAUGGUCAAUGCCAGAAAAUCUGUCAAGGGAGGAUCUUGAUAUGAAUGAGACCCCUGGACUUACAUCUCGCAAGGAGAAAAGACUUGAUCUUGUUGCUAAAUUCUUAGCUGUGGGGUAAAGACUGGUACAUAAACAAGGACUAGUUAAUAUGUAUGUAAUAAUUAUAGACAUAACACACGCUGUUGGUAGUCUCUGAACUCUUCACACCUCGUCUGCUACGCUAGGUGCAUGUGCUACUAGGUCUAGCUUGUUACCCGUACCAUCGAACAAGUUUUAAUUUGUCUCUUCACUCGACGUUAAUGCUGUUGUAAUUGUUGCUGUGUAUCUAUC
Asparagus officinalis (garden asparagus) is the source of this 1754-nucleotide messenger RNA. RefSeq names its product cytochrome P450 71A1-like. The transcript has 2 exons. Gene Ontology annotation, molecular function: heme binding; iron ion binding; oxidoreductase activity, acting on paired donors, with incorporation or reduction of molecular oxygen. The record is from RefSeq and is a predicted model, not a curated record. The coding region runs from base 34 to 1542 and encodes 502 amino acids. NCBI's taxonomy places the organism in Eukaryota, Viridiplantae, Streptophyta, Magnoliopsida, Asparagales, Asparagaceae.